This is a messenger RNA of Pogonomyrmex barbatus (red harvester ant), 1924 nucleotides long. It is a transcript of the gene shop, whose product is annotated as sulfite oxidase. NCBI's taxonomy places the organism in Eukaryota, Metazoa, Arthropoda, Insecta, Hymenoptera, Formicidae. Gene Ontology annotation, molecular function: molybdenum ion binding; heme binding; molybdopterin cofactor binding. Gene Ontology annotation, biological process: sulfur compound metabolic process. Gene Ontology annotation, cellular component: mitochondrion. The record is from RefSeq and is a predicted model, not a curated record.
UGUGUGCAAGAACCAUUACGAACAUAACCGUCAGGCCGUUGGUUACUGGUUGACACCGGUUUGACGUCGACGUCACAACAAAACAUUAAUAAAAAAAAUAAUCUGUCUGCGCAAAAAAAUAUCAUGAGUUUACGCUGGAAAAUAUUUCGGGGGAUAAGACAGAGGUCGCAAAUAUCAUCGUUACAGCUGAUAAUAAAAAAUUAUAAUGCCUGCCAGCAGUAUCCAACAGAGAAAGAGCAUGAAGGAUCUAAGAAUACGCAAAAUCCUGCUUUGUUGUAUGCAACGUGUGUUGCCAUUGCCGCGUCGGCUUUAGGUAUAUCUUAUUACACUUUCAAAUACAAAAGAAAUGUUUAUGCUCUCAGUGCAACACACAAUAUACAAUGUGGUCAAUUACGAAAGGACUUGAAGACUUAUACCUUGGAAGAAGUAGGAAAACAUGAUUGCAAAGAGAAUCGUAUUUGGAUAACAUUCGGUCAAGGUGUUUACGAUAUAACAGAAUUUGUUGACAAGCAUCCAGGUGGACCCUCGAAGAUCUUGAUGGCUGCGGGAGGUUCCAUCGACUCAUUUUGGCGCAUAUUCGCAAAUCAUAAUACACCAGAGAUAUAUUCUAUGCUAGAAUCCAUGAGAAUUGGAAAUAUAUCAGAAGAUGAUGCUAAAUCCAACAAGAGCGAUCCAUAUGAUCCAUAUUCUAAUGAACCUAUUAGGCAUAAGACUCUAAUAAUUAAUGGAAAUAAACCCUUCUGUGCAGAACCACCAUCUCCACUAUUAGUUGAAAGUUUUCUUACACCAGUUGAUUUCUUUUAUGUACGAAAUCACUUGCCUGUGCCUGAAAUAGAUUUAAAGGAUUAUACACUAGAAUUGGCAAUAGAAGGAACCACCAAGAAGACACUUGAUUUUGAGAUGAUAAAAAAAUAUAAGAAAACAACAAUUACAGCAGCUGUAAUGUGUGGUGGAAAUAGACGUUCAGAUAUGUCAAAGGUGAAAAAAUUAAAAGGCAUCAACUGGAAUGUGGGUGCUGUUGGGAACGCAACAUGGACGGGUGCACGAUUAUGCGACGUAUUAAAAGACUUAGGAAUCAAUGAAGAUGUGUUUAGUCAUGUUCAGUUUGAGGGAUAUGAUCUAGAUCCAUCUGGUGCGCCGUAUGGUGCAAGUAUUCCGAUAUCUAAAGCCAUGGAUCCAAGAGGAGAUGUGAUUUUAGCUUAUGAAAUGAACGGCGAACCAUUAAGCAGAGAUCAUGGAUUUCCGAUUAGAGUUAUCGUUCCCGGUGUUGUGGGCGCGAGGAAUGUGAAAUGGCUAAGUAAAAUUAGCGUAACAAAGGAGGAGAGUCAAUCACAAUGGCAACAGGGCGAUUACAAGGGAUUUUCUCCCAGCACGAAUUGGGACAAUGUGGACUUUAGCAAAUCGCCCGCGAUACAGGAAAUGCCUGUAAUAUCAGCUAUAUGUGAUCCACAAAACGAGGAUAUAGUUAAAAUCAAGAACGGAAAAAUACAAGUGAGAGGUUACGCGUGGUCUGGUGGUGGUCACAGAAUUAUCCGUAUUGAUAUCACAAAUGAUAAAGGUAAGACUUGGCAUACAGCAAAUUUGACGGAAGAUCUUCAGGCAAAACAAGGUCGAUAUUGGAGUUGGACGUUAUGGGACGUAGAACUUCCCGUGGACAAGAAUUCCAAGGAAGUCGAAAUCUGGGCGAAAGCGGUUGACUCCGCGUAUAAUGUGCAACCGGAAACUUUCGAUAAUAUCUAUAAUAUUCGAGGGUUGCUUUGCAACGCAUAUCAUAAAAUCAAAAUUCAUUUAAGACAGUAAACAAAUUGUUAAUUGUUUUUUGUUGCUUGAAUUUACUUUCUACUGCAGAGCCAAGAAUUUGACACUUUUUACUUAAAAAUGUGAUAUUAUUAUUGUAUAUCAGAUAUCUUUUUAGAAAGUUGUG